Xenopus tropicalis (tropical clawed frog) is the source of this 1019-nucleotide messenger RNA. It is a transcript of the gene alyref, whose product is annotated as Aly/REF export factor. Gene Ontology annotation, cellular component: cytoplasm; nucleus; nuclear speck. Gene Ontology annotation, molecular function: nucleic acid binding; RNA binding. The record is from RefSeq and is marked provisional. NCBI's taxonomy places the organism in Eukaryota, Metazoa, Chordata, Amphibia, Anura, Pipidae.
CCGCGAUGGGGGACAAAAUGGACAUGUCUCUAGAUGAUAUCAUCAAGCUUAAUCGGAGCCAAAGACCGGCCGGAAGGGGCCGGGGUGGAGGACGGGGUGCUCGGGGCGGGUCGGCCCGCGGAGGAGCCGGAGGCCGAAUUGGUGGAGGCCGCGGAGGAGGAGGAGGAGGAGCGGCGGGAGGCGGAGGGCCUAUGCGGUCAAGGCCUGUCCUGACCCGCGGCGGAAGGAACCGGCCCGCACCGUACAGCAGGCCGAAACAACUCCCUGACAAGUGGCAGCAUGAUCUGUUCGAUAGUGGUUUUGGUACAGGCGCUGGUAUGGAGACUGGAGGAAAACUUCUUGUGUCAAAUCUUGACUUUGGCGUUUCUGAUGCAGAUAUUCAGGAGCUCUUUGCAGAGUUUGGUACUUUAAAGAAGGCAGCAGUACAUUAUGACCGAUCUGGGCGAAGCUUGGGCACUGCAGAUGUGCACUUUGAAAGAAAAGCCGAUGCUCUGAAAGCAAUGAAGCAGUAUAAUGGGGUACCACUGGAUGGUCGGCCCAUGAACAUUCAGUUGGUCACAUCACAGAUAGAAGCACAGAGAAGACCUAUACAGAGCCAAAGUAGGGGUGGUGGUAUCACUCGGCCACGAGGAGGAGCUAUAGGUUUUUCUGGUGCAAACAGGCGUGGCGGCAGAGGUGGAAAUCGGGGUCGUGGAAGGGGGGCUGGAAGAAAUCCAAAACAGCAGUUGUCAGCAGAAGAGUUGGAUGCACAGCUUGAUGCUUACAAUGCUCGGAUGGACACCAGCUAAUCCCUUCUGUCUUGUUCCUGUGAUGUUGCUUGCUCUGAAGAAAAAUGUCAACAGAUGGAUUUUUGUUUUGCUUUUAUUUCCCAUAGGUUUUAAGCUCAUGUAAAGUCUUUUUCAUUUUUUUUCUUAAUUUCUAUGUCCGAUGCAGACCUGUUUUGUACGGAGUUAUUUUGGGACAUUUUAUUGGUUGAAUGUUGAUGGUAGGGUGCUCUUCACCUUCCUCUAAUAAAAAAA